Coffea eugenioides is the source of this 588-nucleotide messenger RNA. RefSeq lists its product as uncharacterized. NCBI's taxonomy places the organism in Eukaryota, Viridiplantae, Streptophyta, Magnoliopsida, Gentianales, Rubiaceae. The coding region runs from base 1 to 588 and encodes 195 amino acids. The transcript has a single exon. The record is from RefSeq and is a predicted model, not a curated record.
AUGCCAGGAAAUAAUUUCUUGUCAAAUCCUCCAAGUUUCACCGGUGAAAAUUACCAAAUCUGGGCUGUCAAAAUGAAAUCCUAUUUGGAUGCUAAUGAUCUUUGGGAUGUGGUAGAGAUAGAUCCUGUUCCUGAAUUGCCGGAAGAUCCAACUAUUGCAGAGAUGAGAGCCCAUAGAGAUGCAGUCAAAAGGAGAUCAAAAGCCAUGACUUGCAUUCAUUCAGCAGUUUCCGAUGCAGUAUUCACAAAAAUUAUGACUUGUGAAACUGCAAAAGAAGCUUGGGAUGCUCUCAAAGUGGCUUUUCAAGGCAAUGACAGAACAAAACAGAUGCAAGUUUUGAACUUUAGGAGAGAAUUUGAACUCCUUAGGAUGAAAGACAAAGAAAACAUUAAAGAGUAUUCUGACAGACUCUUAAAUGUUGUGAACAAAAUCAGAUUGAUUGGAGAACAACUUCCAAAUAGCAGAGUUGUGGAGAAAGUCUUGGUGAGUUUACCAGAAAGGUUUGAAGCCAAGAUUUUCUCUCUUGAAAAUUCAAGAGAUCUCUCUCGAAUGACCUUGCCAGAAUUGAUCAAUGCUUUAGAGGCAUAA